This is a messenger RNA of Vespa crabro (European hornet), 1267 nucleotides long. Its product is annotated as sperm flagellar protein 1-like. Lineage: Eukaryota; Metazoa; Arthropoda; Insecta; Hymenoptera; Vespidae. Gene Ontology annotation, cellular component: axoneme. Gene Ontology annotation, molecular function: microtubule binding. Gene Ontology annotation, biological process: regulation of cytoskeleton organization. The transcript is spliced from 4 exons. The record is from RefSeq and is a predicted model, not a curated record. Bases 1 to 957 code for a protein of 318 amino acids.
AUGAAUGACAUAGCAGAUCAAUGCGAGUAUAAAAAAGAUCAAAGCGAUAUUUCGAAAGAAUUAUGUGCCUGGAUCGAAAGUAUUCCUUUUACGAAACCUAAGAAGAAUAUAUCUCCUCUGUCGUUAUACAGAGAUUUAUCGGAUGGCGUCUUGUUAGCUGAAAUUCUCAAGUAUUAUUAUCCCCGUUACGUUGAUCUUCAUAAUUACAUACCUGCAAAUAAUUUUUUCUUGAAGAAAGAUAAUUGGAAUACAUUAAAUCGUAAAGUAUUAACGAAGAUCGAUAUGAAAUUGAACAAAGAUAUUAUAAGUUUACUCGCUAAUUGUCAUCAAGGAACAAUAGAGAAGCUCCUUUUUGAGAUCAAAAACAAAAUCGAAAGAAUCAAUCAUCAGGAUGUUUUGUCGUUAAAUGAAACGCGAAAUGAUGAGCUAGUUAACAAUAACGUUAAAUUAUCGGAAAAUCUGAAUAAUCGGGAUUCUAUUGAAAUGUUAACAUCUAAGAAUGCGAAGAUUAAAGAAUUUUCUGUUUCUCGUCAAUUAAAGAUAAAUUGUAUAAAGGGAGCGAUAUUUAACGCUACAAAAUGGUUGUUUAGUUGGUUCUGCUUUUGGAAUUUCUUCCUGAGUUAUGGACGAAAGAAUAAUGUAAUAGAAGAUAUAAAAAUCGAAGUUGAUCAGAAAGACGAAGACGUACCACAUCAAAUUUGUAUUCAAUUGAAGCAAGAAUUACGUGAGAAAGAUAAUCUAAUAUGUACUCUGAAUCAUAAAAUCGCUUAUCUGGAAGGAGCAAUGAAGUUGAAAGAUCUACGCAUAUCUGGUCUAACGUCACAAAUAGUACAAAACGCCGUGGAAAUGGAUAACUUUGGUAAAUGUCAAGGAAAUGAACAUCAAUCGAAAACACGUAUACGUUUUUUCUCUAAUAAUCACAAACAUAGCGAAAAUGAAAUCAACAUGAUGCUAUAAAUACACUUUGAGAGAUAUUUUUGAUAUAUGAUCUUCUGGAAUGUAACUUUUUCGAUCAUUAUCUUUCUUAAUGUAUAGCUUAUAUAUCCGCUAAUAUCUAUAUAUGAGGAAUGUAUUAAUAAGUGAUUUCAAAUUAAUUUUGUGGAAGAAAGAUAUACAAGACAAGAAAAAAUGCUAUCAAGGUGACUUUCAAGAGAAACUAAUACUUGUAUGUUGAAACUAAUACGAGUACUUUAUAUCAGAUAUUUUUAAUGAGUCUUAUGUGGUCUGAUUUUUUCUCUUUUUAAACUGAUAGAUUUAAAAAUAUAUC